GAAAAAAUGGACAGAGGAAACCAGACAAGAGUCUCUGAAUUUCUCCUCCUCGGGCUCUCUCAGAAUUUGGAGCAAGAGCUGAUUCUCUUUGGCCUAUUCCUGGCCAUAUACCUUGUUACAGUAGUGGGGAACCUUCUCAUCAUAUUGGCUAUCUGCUCUGACUCCCAUCUCCACGCUCCUAUGUAUUUCUUUCUGGCCAACUUCUCUUUCACUGAUGUGUGUUUGUCUUCUACCACAGUGCCAAAGAUGUUGUUCAACAUUCAGACUCAGAGCCAAACUAUCCCUUAUAGUGGGUGUCUUGCCCAGAUCUUCUUUUUCUUGUGGUUCAUUGGGUUGGAUGUCUUCCUCCUAGGGGUUAUGGCAUAUGACAGACUUGUAGCUAUCUGCCACCCUCUCCACUAUACUAUUCGAAUGAGCCCCCAAUGCUGUUUCCUGCUGGUGGCUGGAUCAUUGGUCCUGGCUCACUUAUAUUCCUUGACUCAUACCAUCCUUCUAGUUCAAUUACCCUUCUGUGAUUCUAACACUAUUCCCCAUUUCUUCUGUGAGCUCCUCCCUUUGAUGAAGCUCUCCUGCUCCCAACCUUAUGCCAACCAGUAUGUGCUGAUGUACUGGGGUGGGGCCUUAACUAUCCUGAUCCCCCUGAUGAUUCUUGUUUCCUAUGUCCGCAUUGUGACCACCAUACUCCGUGUCCCUUCAGUGAAGGGAAAAUGUAAAGCAUUCUCCACCUGUGGCUCCCACCUCACUGCCGUUUGCCUGUUCUAUGUGGCUGCCAUUGGCGUAUAUUUCAUUCCCUUUGAGGCUGACUCAGCUGGAAAAGAUAGAUUGGCAGCUGUGAUGUAUGCUGUGGUGACUCCCAUGCUGAAUCCCUUUAUUUACAGUCUGAGGAACAAGGACAUGAAGGAGGCCUUAGGAAGGCUCCUUAGUAGAAGGUCAUUGUUAUUUCAAUAA
Messenger RNA from Trichosurus vulpecula (common brushtail), 948 nucleotides. Its product is annotated as olfactory receptor 1G1-like. Gene Ontology annotation, biological process: G protein-coupled receptor signaling pathway. The record is from RefSeq and is a predicted model, not a curated record. Bases 7 to 948 code for a protein of 313 amino acids. Gene Ontology annotation, cellular component: membrane. Gene Ontology annotation, molecular function: G protein-coupled receptor activity; olfactory receptor activity. NCBI's taxonomy places the organism in Eukaryota, Metazoa, Chordata, Mammalia, Diprotodontia, Phalangeridae. The transcript has a single exon.